AUGAACGGCGGAGGACAGUAUGGCAUUGUGGGGCCCGUCGUUAACGUACCUGUUGAAGUGGACACCAUGGUUAAAUCGUUGCCGCGAAACAUUCACGAAGACCAUGCCAUCAAUGUCCACAUUAAACGCAGGAUUCUCAACAAGACAUCAUACCUCUCUGGCGUGGUGAAAAAAUCUCACUUGAAACCUUGGCUUGACGUCUUGUGUCGGAGUACGUUGUACAGGUACUUUGGUAUUACUCUUGACGCCUCCUCUUUAGACGCUCUUCCCGACGACGACGCAUUUCAACUGCUCGAAGAUUCCGUCGAAACUAUACCCCAGUGUCCCGACGUGCACAAUCCAGUGGAUGCAUGCGUGGCGCUUAACGCAUUCGAACAGUCCGUGGUGUGGGACGAAGAGCGCUACCUGGCCAUAGCUCCUGGUGAACACAGACAACCACUGAGCAUACUGUACGAUGAAAGAGCAGAAGAGUUGUCCUUCCCUCAGAUAUACCUUGGGGAGCCCCGGCGCGUAAAGGCAGAAGCUCAUCCCACGCCCUUUACAUAUGCCACCAGUGAGAUACGUCGCAAAGACCGUCGCGGUGUUUCGCCUCACCACAUCCUGUUCAUGGCAAUGAAAGUGCUCCGAUUUAGAGUCAGUCGCGGCCUGGCCGUCACAUUUCGCGUCAACGACGACACCGACAAAAUUACACGCCAAAUGCUUGAAGACGAACACUUCAUACAGGAUACCAUUGACCAAGACAUGGCCUUUAUGAAGGGCGUUCCCAACACGGUCCACUACUGGCAGCAGCGAAAGAAAGAUGUCUUCGCUAUGAUACGCCAGCUUGGCAAGCCGACUGCGUUCCUCACCCUGUCAGCCUCAGAGAUGCAUUGGCCUCGAUUACUCGCUCUGCUUGAGCGGUUGCGCCAGCAAGAUCCCACCUUAGAAGUGCACGUGUCGGAAAUGACAUCCAUAUACCGUGCUCAGCUCGUCAACAGUGACCCCGUGGUGUGCGCCAUUUACUUUAACAAGCUCGUGAGCGUCAUUCUAAAUGUCCUGUGUAGCCGCACUCACUCGCCUUUCAAACCUUACCGCGUCGUGGACUACUUCAAGCGCAUUGAAUUCCAGCACCGAGGUAGUCCGCACGCUCACAUCUUACUUUGGUUGGACAACGCACCGUGCGAAACCGUCUCCUCCGACAUGCCAGAAACGAUCCGCCUCGCAACGCACCUCGUGUCCCUCGAUACCUCUGUGUUGCCACGCCUGCGCACUCAAGUGCACCAACACACACACACCUGCUACAAGCGCGGAAACUCUCGUUGCCGUUUUGGCGCUCCUUUCUGCCCCUCUGACAACACCAUGGUGCUACUUCCCUAUCCGCCCACACAAGACGAUGCCGAAGCCACGCGGCGCGUCGCACUCAAGGAACGCUUCUUGCAGAUGCACGCCGCUCUUGAAAGCACGCACUACGACAGCAUCGGCCAAUUCCUCGAGCACCAUGCAGUCACUACCGAGGAAGAAUACGUCUCCGUGCUCCGCGCUGGCGUGACGCGCCCGACCUUGUUUAUACAGCGAACAGUGCAGCAAAAGUGGAUCAACGUAUUCAAUCCGUGGGUCGCCUCCAUGCUCGACUCAAACAUGGACCUUCAGAUCAUCCUUGACGCCUACUCGUGUGCUGCUUAUGUAGUGGAAUACGUAAAUAAGUCCAAUCGCGGGGUUUCAAACCUGCACAAAGCCGUGUCGGACAUUUUGGCAGACACUCCAAACAUUCCUUAUGGCCAGGCUCUUCGGUUACUCGGCGUUAAGAUGCUCAAGGCUGUUGAGAUGAGUGCUCAGGAAGCUGCGUGGACACUCCUCCGACAGGAGAUGUCCGAGUCCAGUAGACGAAUCACCUACAUUGCCACAUGCCUACCGGAAGAGCGCACGCGCGUUCGCAAAACGCGCGCGCAGAUGGAAGCAGCCGGUCUCGACGCCGCGUCAACGGAUGUAUGGAAAUUUGGGGUGUUGCGCAGAUAUGAAUACCGCCCAGACAAUUUGCAAGACGUGUGCUUGGCAGACUUUGUGGCGCAUUACAACUUGCACACCUACCAAAAGCGCCGCGACCCAGCCGUCAUUCGUUACCGCUGCUACUCCAUCGACGAAUCACUCAACUACAUGCGGGAAGCAGUCACACUGUUCCUUCCUUUCCGCCGGGAAGUAGACAUUUUGGAUGGCAAUGCUUUUGAGCACAUGUACGCUGAGAACAUGGACGCCUUGCUGCUCAAAAGAUCUGAGUACGACAGUAAGUUCGACAUUCACCAGCUGCGCCACAUAUGCCUCCAAAUGUGCACCGACGACGCCCGUAGUAGCGAACUACACACUGCCACUGACCCACACCACGUUCCUUUGGUCGACCAAAACGACGACGAAGAUUUGCUCGGACCACCUGAUGCUAACUCCGUAGCGCCAAAAGGUCGUUGCGCCGCCGUCUGCACGCGUCAGGAUGUCAUGACCGGGGACGCCUACAGGGAAAUGAUGCGUCUCGCCAACAAGGAACAGUUAGAAGUUGUUCGCGAGGUGAUCCACCGCCUAACCACACCGACUUCUGACCCACUAAGAAUCUUCUUGACUGGUGUUGCCGGUUGCGGCAAGACCUUCGUUCUACGCCUAAUUAUGGAUGCCUACAACCGCUACACUAACACCGCCUCCACUUGCACGCACAACGCGUACGUCGCGUGCGCCACAACAGGCAAGGCAGCGGUCGCCAUCGGUGGGCUCACUGUACACGCCGCCUUCAAGCUCAGUAUGCGUGCCGACGGGGGCUUGCGCGACGGAGACCUCAACUCCUUCCGUACAGCGUUCACAAACGUCAAGUGCGUCAUUGUGGACGAAUGCAGCAUGAUGAGCAGCGACACUCUCGCACGUGUCGACGACCGCCUGCGACAGAUCACUGGCAACUACAACGACCCUUUCGGCGGUUUGGACUUCAUAAUGUGCGGUGACUUGCGCUAG
Molecule: messenger RNA, 2970 nt
Organism: Dermacentor silvarum
Lineage: Eukaryota; Metazoa; Arthropoda; Arachnida; Ixodida; Ixodidae
Exons: 1
Coding region: 1-2970 (989 amino acids)
Biological process (GO): DNA repair; telomere maintenance
Molecular function (GO): DNA helicase activity
Source: RefSeq, a predicted model, not a curated record